GUGACGUCGCUCCCAUAAAAUUCAGUCAGUUGAAGUGGACUUUGUGUAAACUUUCGGGAUGUUUCAGCCCAGACUCAUCUCCCGUUAGCCAACAAUGCUAAAGGAAGGUAGCGUAGCUUGCUAGCAGGAAAUAGACGGAGCUCGGCCUCACGGUGCUAGUCGGAGUAGCUUCGACAGAGACCAAACUGUAUUUUUCACGGAGCCCAAAUGUCCAGAUAGAGCUGUGUGAAUAGACUCUGUGCUGUUCCCUUUAUUUGACGCUGUUUUCCAUCUGAACGAUCUGCUGCUGUCCGACGAAGCUAAUGAAGCUAACUUAGCCUGCUAGCUGGAAAUAGACGCAGCCGAGCGUCAUUUAAUCAUCAGAGAGAACAAACAGUUUCUAACGGAGUGAGUCUGGAGGAAAAGCUGCUGUGAAUCAGUCAAAAUGUCUAAAGUCCAAACGCUGAGAGCUUUUGUGAAGCAGCGACUAACUGCGGCUGCUGAAGAGAUAUUUGAGCAGUUUGAAAGAACGAUAGCAGAGUACGAGGAGGAAGUUUGUCGACAACAGAAACUACUGGACGCUGUUUUCAAGCCUGAAGUCCGGUUACACAGAGCAGACGUCCAGCUGCUGUUGGUGAGGAAAGAAGAGGAUCCUCCUGAGCAGCAGGACUGGAGAUCCAGUCUGGACCAGGAGGACCCAGCAGAGCCGCCUCACAUUAAAGAGGAACAGGAGGAGCUGUGGACCAGUCAGGAGGGAGAGCAGCUGGGAGGUCUGGAGGAGGCUGAUAUCACCAAGUUCACGUCCCCUCCUGUCCCUGUGAAGAGUGAAGAAGAGGUAGAAGAGGAACCUCAGUCCUCACAGCUUCAUCAGAGACAAACUGAACAGAUGAAAACAGAAUCUGAUGGAGAGGACUGUGGAGGACCAGAACCAGCCAGGAACUCAGAUCCAGAUAAUUUACAACCAGAUACUGAUGACAAGACGUCUCACUCCUCUGAAUCUGAGACUGAUUACAAAAUGUCUCACUCUGAAUCUGAGAGUGAUGACAGUUGUGAUUGGGAGGAGACCAGAAAACCUAAGUCACGUUCAAAACCUCGACAAAAUAAAGAAAUACCUGUCAGUGAUGUUAAAUUUAAAACCGAAAAAACUUCAGUUAGCUCCUCUGAGUGUACUUCAAGCUCUGACCACAGGGGGCGUGUGCAGAAUCUCAGUGGAAUCCAUGGAGAGAAACCAUUUAGUUGCUCAGUUUGUGGUCAAAAAUACCAACGGAAGAAAUCUUUAAGGCAACACAUAAGAAUUCAUUUAGAAGGAAGACAUGUCAGCUGCUCAGUUUGUAAAAAGAAAUUCCAAUGGAAAGCAAGUCUUCGGAGGCACAUGCGAGUCCACACGGGGGAGAAACCCUUCAUUUGUUCUGUCUGUGGUCAAGGGUUUACACAAAACUCAAAUUUGACUGCACAUCUUAGAGUUCACACAGCAGAACACACUUUUACGUGCUCUGAAUGCAAAGCAAGUUUCCGUCACAGACACCAUUUGGUCCAACACAAGAGGCUCCACACUGGGAAGAAACCCUUCACUUGUUCUGUCUGUGGUAAAGCAUUCUCACAACGCUCUAAUGUGACCCGACACUUAAGAGUUCAUACAGGAGAAAGACCUUUCUCAUGCUCAAUUUGUCAAGCAACUUUUGGUCACAAACGUGUUUUGGAUGAUCACAUUAGAAGGCACACUGGGGAGAAACCCUUCAGUUGUUCUGUCUGUGGUAAAAGUUUUACACUACGCAGUGCUUUGGCGUACCAUGAAACCGUUCAUUUGGACAAAAAAACCCUUUGCAUGUCCAGUUGAGAAUGCAUCGAGGGGAGAAACCAUUUAGUUGCAGCAUUUGUGAUAAAAGAUUCAGCGGGCUCAUCUCAAAUAUCACAAGUGUGUUGGUGAGAGAGAAACUUGUUGAGCUCGUUUCCUACAGCAGGAUUGAAGCACUGAGGGCAAGACUUGGCUGAACCCUGCUCAGUUCAAAACUGAUCCAGACUCAAAAGAAAGUCCUGCUCCAGCUUUUCAGCUCGGAUGAAACACGAUGAUUUUAAUUUGUUAAAGGCAGACUGCUUCAGCCUCAGAUUCACUUCCCCUGAACUUCACAAUGGAUUUGUUCCAGUUUCCAAAGGGUCACUACGGAAGCCGAGAACAGCCAGGUCCAUAUAAAAAAUUUUUUCUCGUUUUCUCGUGAUAACGAAUUAAUUAUUUCGUUAUCUCGAGAUCACAAAGACUGUUUUCCCGUGAUAACGAAUUAAUUAGUUCGUUAUCUCGAGAUCACAA
Chelmon rostratus (copperband butterflyfish) is the source of this 2284-nucleotide messenger RNA. Its product is annotated as zinc finger protein OZF-like. The record is from RefSeq and is a predicted model, not a curated record. The transcript has 2 exons. The coding region runs from base 425 to 1816 and encodes 463 amino acids. Gene Ontology annotation, molecular function: RNA polymerase II cis-regulatory region sequence-specific DNA binding; DNA-binding transcription activator activity, RNA polymerase II-specific. Lineage: Eukaryota; Metazoa; Chordata; Actinopteri; Chaetodontiformes; Chaetodontidae. Gene Ontology annotation, biological process: regulation of transcription by RNA polymerase II. Gene Ontology annotation, cellular component: nucleus.